CAUGACUACCAUGCUUGCAGCGUAUUAUCAAUGUUUUGAAACCAAUUUGUAACGAUUAAUGAUGUGGCCACUCCGCUAAUCCGUGUACGAGCAGAUCAUGGCUUCCACUGAAAAGCUUAGGGUGGGCAAGCGGGAGUCGCGGGACGAUCAAACAUCUCCUAAUGGCAAAGAUGAUCUAGCAGUAAAGUACCCUCCUGCCGAUACUCGCAUCACUGCCGAGCGCUUCAUUACAGGAGAUGAAGCCUGGAUAGCAACCAUGGUUCAAUCUCCUCAACCUAUACUUCGCCAAAAGGUCGAAGUUGGCGAUUCUAACAAAGUUCACAAUGAAGAUCAGGGCCUGCCUGCGAGAACAGGAACUGCCAUGCCCAUAAAUAAUAGCAGUAAGGAAAACACUCGCACUAUGUCCAAUCAUAGCCCCGCCAACUUCUCUUAUGUGGCUCGCACACUCACGGAAACGGGUAUUGCACCCAAGCCAUCACGCAACCAGUUGUACGAAAGUCGUUGGGCUUCGGUCUCGUCCCGCAAGGUCGCUGUUGCUAAACCUAAGCAACUUUCACGUUUGUCCUCUAUGCAGCCAGAGGCACAUACUUUUGUACAAAGUCAAGCUUCCCGUAGCCUCACUAUACCUCCUCAUAUUCGACAAGGACCCUCCUUGAAGCCAACUAUUGCUACAGAGUCCAAGGAAAAGAAGGACGAGGUCAUGAAGAAUCUUGCUCAUGAUACCUUCCUUCCCCCGGCCCAACUGCUCAGCGAUACCGAAGUAUUUCCACACAACGACGGGCACGGUCUUUGUAGUUCGGGCGUCAAAGACACAAAUACCAAGCUUUCACCUCACUUGAGAAGCUUCCACACUAAGCCUCAUGCUCAAAAUUACGCCAACGAAGUGAAUGAAAAGCCCAGCAACACAGAGGAUGACUUCGUAAAGAUCAAGGAUGAAACAGUCAAUAUAAAGAUGGAGACCAACCUCAAAAACGAUAUUCCGAAGCUUCCGCCUCACUUAAGAACUUUUCACGCAAAACAUCACGUUCAAACUCAGUCCAACGAAGCAACAGAUGAGAUUAACCACCCAGAAAAUGAGUCCGUCCACACGGUGGAUAAGUCCACCGCCGCAAAGGAUGAGUCCACCAAUACAAGGGACGGAUCCAACGUUGAAGACGGGAUUGCAAAACUUCAGCCUUGUCUCUGCAAGUUUUAUCUCAAACACCAAUCCCAAUUUCAGCUUAGCAGUAAAAAGGGUGAACCCGAAAGCAUAACGGGCAUUAGCAGCACAAAACUCGACUCUAUCAACAUAAAAGAUGAUUCCGUUGAAUCAGUAGACCAAUCGACUCAUACCACAGAUUCUCAGCAAUUAGCCGAACACAAACCUUCUAAAAAGGAAGCUGAUGUCGCCAAGCUUCCGCCCCAUCUGCAAAAGUUUUACGCCAAAUAUGCUCCUAGCUAUGGCAAAAUUCUUGGGAAAGGUACCAGGAGUUCUUCGGUUCAUUCAAAUAAUACAGAAAGCCUCGAUAUAGCCAAGUCUGAUAGCAAGUGGAAGGCUACAAAACCACUUGGCAUUCACCCUGCAAGCACAUAUGCCGCACCCCAGAUUGAACAAGACCAGGAAAUUACAGCAGAAGUCCUGAAAGUAACGUUAGAUAAGAAAAGAGAAAUUCUCUUGGCAAAGCACACUAAUGUCAGUAAUAAAGAAACGCGGGAGACAAACGUAUCAUUGGCUGGAGUCAGCCUGGCCCUCGGUAGUGUCGAUGUUUUAAGCACCUAUGAGAAGGACAUCCGCGGCGACGAGCCCCAAGAAACUUGGGACGACCAGGACUGGGAUUCUCCCCGUAGAGCUCAACCUAAGCACAAGGACUGGGAGAGCGAGACUCAAGCCAGCGAAAACAGUGGUACAAGCAGUAAAUCAACAUAUAGCAAGCCAACCUCUGCCUUGCACCGCUACAUCGAAUUUUGGCUUAAACGAGUUUCUAAGAUACGCUGCGGGUUGAUUGAUCCCUCGCUAAAGAUCCUCUACGAGGACCAUGGUAUUGAUCCAAUAAAUGGUCAACUGAUGGACAUUAUCGAGGCGCCUGAAAUUUUGAAAAACGAAGCGGAUGAAAAGGACUCUCGUCUUGUCGCAAAGAGAGAGAAGCAGACCGCUAUAUUCUCUCUUCAGCGUUAUAUGAAGAUGAUACAAAUUGAUCAGGAGGUGGAGGUAAAGCGCGAGAAGGAACUAGAGUACGCGAGACAGGUUCGUGAGAUGGCUAAAGCAAAGGCUGAGAAGGGCAAUCCCUUCCUAUGCAGAACCCCAGCUCAUUUCCGUCCGGCCAUCGACGGUGAUAUGGAAGAAGUUACUGUGAUCUACAAUGGCGAAGUCGCUGAAGGCCACCGUGCGCUUGAUCAUGAUACGAUCAGCGUGCAAGCAUUCCAGGCUUACCUUCAACAUUGUCGCAAAGAGAAAAUUCCUUUCAUCGUGGCGAUGAGCGAGUAUCGCAACCCCAAUAUUCCUGUCGAGCAAGUCGAUCACCGAGUCAUAGGCUUUGCCUUCUUGGAUGUCGCUAGCCGAGGCAUCUUUGGCUCAACCAGAAGCAACGGCAAGCACUCAGCUCGAAUGUACGUCAUGGUUGCCAAACAUCAUCGCAGUAAUCGAGUCGGUACUGCACUCAUUGACCGAAUGCUCGUCAUGACUUCACGCGGAUAUAUAAAGAAAGAAAAUUCGUACCAGUGGAUCAACCCCAAGAAUGACCCUGCGUACUUCUCUGAGCUUCGAAAUCCCCGCGAGUGGCGAGUCAUAUUGAUGGAAAUCUACAUCAAAAACCUUGGCAAUGUCCGAAACACACAUCGUGAUAACGAGUACAAGUUUGUAUUGAAGUGGCUGACGCUUGACUUUCUAUUUCAUAUGGUUAGUUACACAAGCAAUUUCGGUAAGGACGAUCGCCAUCUAGACUUCGUAGACCGAGCUCUAUUUGAGCAUCGGUGCAAUGACAGUGAUGGACUUAUUGGUCUGCAGGAUUGAAUUGAUCACCAUAUGGCAUUUGGCAUUGGCUGAGCGCCUUGUAAGGCAAAGAGGUUCCUGAAGCGCUUAAGAAGUAUCACGUGUAUUCUAAUGAAUCCAAACGAUUUAGUCGCGCCGAAACAGGGUUAUGUCUGUGCAGGUUUUGUCUGGGGGAGCUAAUCACUCAAAAUGGAUCACAAGAGACAGGCC
This is a messenger RNA of Truncatella angustata, 3178 nucleotides long. RefSeq lists its product as uncharacterized. Bases 98 to 2989 code for a protein of 963 amino acids. NCBI's taxonomy places the organism in Eukaryota, Fungi, Ascomycota, Sordariomycetes, Amphisphaeriales, Sporocadaceae. The record is from RefSeq and is a predicted model, not a curated record. The transcript has 2 exons.